Messenger RNA from Xyrichtys novacula (pearly razorfish), 1215 nucleotides. Lineage: Eukaryota; Metazoa; Chordata; Actinopteri; Labriformes; Labridae. The record is from the annotation of a GenBank genome assembly.
AUGGCCAACGAGAAGAUGGAGAUGAGUGAAGUCGGGGUGACUCUCGUGUCUUCAGAGGUCAAGCCGCCUCCAGCCAGACCUCCGAAUAAAUUUGAGAGGGUGUUUCAGCCGUGUUUGGGCGAGCUGGUGGGGACGACUUUCUUUGUGUUUAUCGGAUGCGUGUCGGUGAUAGAGAAUGUGGAGUCUACAGGGAGGCUUCAGCCGGCACUGGUUCAUGGACUGGCUAUCGCUGCUCUGGUGGCGUGCAUGGCUGAGAUCAGGUGAGGAUAUUUCCUGUUUGAUUGAAAGCGUUACCUUUCUGCUUGUGUUAUCUCUAAAAGAUUUUUCUCUGUUUCUCCCUGCAGUGGUUCUCAUUUCAACCCUACUUUCACCUUGGCUAUAUAUCUGUGUGGAGGGAUGGAGAUGAACAUGGUGGCCCCGUAUGUUGCAUGCCAGCUGCUUGGAGGGGUUCUUGGAGCUGCUAUGGCAAAAGUAAGUUUUUUUUUUUUGUCUUGGAAAAUUAACAUUUAUUUUCAGACCGUCUCCAGCUGACCCCUUUGACGCCAACAGGCGAUGACUUUGAGGGAGAGCUUCACCAGAGUCCACGGUGCUGCGUUCGCCGUGCUGCAGCCAGACGCUGAAAUUGGAGGCGCCCUUUUUGGCGAGGUGGCCAUGACCUGCCUGAUCACCACAGUGUUGCUGCUCGGGGCUUUCAACGUCAAAACAAAAAAUCCCAUGGUGCCAUUCAUGGUGGGCUGCACUGUUAUAUUCACCAUCUUGGCAGGGUGAGUACAGAGAGGAAGUGUGCAAUAAUUAGCAAAGAUGCACUUGUGGUUUUUGAAGGUAGUAAAUUUUAUUCCAAAAUAUCUCAAUUUUACAUCAUUGUCAUACUUUCAUGCACCGAUAAUUGCAAACUCAUUGUGUUAUCUCAUCAUAUCCGUCUUAUACUUCAGUGGAGAUGUUUCUGGCACUUGUAUGAACCCAGCCAGAGCCUUCGGUCCAGCGGUUGUGAGUAACUACUGGACUCAUCAUUGGCUGUACUGGGUGGGUCCCAUCGUGGGUGGCCUAAUAGCAGCUAUACUGGUUCGGUGGGUGCAACAGAAAUUUAUAUUUAAGGUUUUGACUUGUCCUUCUUCAAACCUGACUAACUUUAUUGAAUUUCUGUCUUCUGUUUUCUCUCUUUUUUUUUGCAGGCUCCUCCUUGGAGACAGAAAGAUGCGAUUAAUUCUAAAAUAA